AUGACCGACCACCUUGGAGGGGAGGUGGUUGUGGAGAUAGGUGGCAAUAUUCAACGCCUCCACCCAAUAGCUGGCGGGGAGAGAUGCCUUGAAGAGAUGCUUGUUAUACAUUACUAUCUCUUGUUUAAUGGACCUGAUGGGAUUUGGCAUCAUAUGAAGACAUUCUACAUGGAACAAUCUACUUUCAGUUUCUCAGAGAACGCGUAUGUUGGCCAAAAUGAAAAUUUUGAUAUUUUGUCAAAUAUAAGGAAAAGGCUAAAAGGUGAUAGGCCUCGAGAGAAAAUUGUUCAUGUUGUCGAAAAGCUACAUUGUCGUGCAAAUGGUGAAACUGGGGUUGCAAUUCGUGUGUCUGGAUCUUUCAUUGUGGCAAACCAAUUUCUUGUAUAUGGCGAGGGGAUAAAAGCUGAAGGGAUUCCUAGCUUGGAUGAGCUCUUUAUUGACAUUCCAAGCAAACGCGUAGGCCAGUUCAAAGAGCAGUUUAUCAUGCAACAGAGAAACUUAAUGUCAUGCUAUUACAUAUCAAAGCAAGAUCUGUACAUUAUCCAAUCCUGAUUGAACAUAUUAUUUGUAAGAUUAUUCUCUGAAGCACA
Messenger RNA from Zea mays, 590 nucleotides. RefSeq names its product mitogen-activated protein kinase kinase 3-like. The record is from RefSeq and is a predicted model, not a curated record. The coding region runs from base 1 to 552 and encodes 183 amino acids. NCBI's taxonomy places the organism in Eukaryota, Viridiplantae, Streptophyta, Magnoliopsida, Poales, Poaceae. The transcript has 3 exons.